Clarias gariepinus (North African catfish) is the source of this 390-nucleotide messenger RNA. It is a transcript of the gene atp5meb, whose product is annotated as ATP synthase membrane subunit eb. Bases 86 to 301 code for a protein of 71 amino acids. The transcript is spliced from 4 exons. Gene Ontology annotation, molecular function: proton transmembrane transporter activity. Gene Ontology annotation, biological process: proton motive force-driven ATP synthesis. The record is from RefSeq and is a predicted model, not a curated record. Lineage: Eukaryota; Metazoa; Chordata; Actinopteri; Siluriformes; Clariidae.
AUAGAUAAGCGCCAGUCGGGCUAUUUUCCCGUGAUCCUUUGCUCCGGCUUGUCUCUGACCUCUGUGCGCUAGAAGACGGACAGACAUGGUGCCUCCUGUGCAGGUUUCUCCUCUCAUUAAGACAGCCAGGUACUCGGCCUUGCUGGUGGGGAUCAUCUACGGCAAGAAGCGCUAUGAUUACCUGAAACCUGUAGCAGCGGAGGAGAGGAGAAUUGAGGAGGAGGAGAAGAAAGUGAGGGAGGAACAGGAACGCAUCGCUAAACAGCUUGCAGAGGCAAAUGAAGACACAAUCCUGAAGUGAGCACUGCAGCGUACGCUGUGUUUAUGGACCCGUUCUGGAGGUCUCACUGUUUGGUUCUUCUCCUCUCGUCAGUUACUUGCUCACCUUCC